Molecule: messenger RNA, 1606 nt
Organism: Xiphophorus couchianus (Monterrey platyfish)
Lineage: Eukaryota; Metazoa; Chordata; Actinopteri; Cyprinodontiformes; Poeciliidae
Gene: ctsd
Product: cathepsin D
Exons: 9
Coding region: 97-1287 (396 amino acids)
Biological process (GO): proteolysis
Cellular component (GO): lysosome
Molecular function (GO): aspartic-type endopeptidase activity
Source: RefSeq, a predicted model, not a curated record
ACGCUGACUGGGUCAGCUGAUAAAAGUCGGCUGUUUGUCGACAACAAGCUCGAAGUGCUCAGUCAUUGUGGUUCUGCUGGUCCCGGUUCUGGCACAAUGAGGAGCCUGGUCGUGUUGGUGUUGGCGGCGUUAGCCUUGACGAACGACGCCCUGGUUCGAAUUCCCUUGAAGAAAUUCCGUUCAAUCCGACGCGAACUGACCGACUCGGGAAGAAGAGCCGAUGAGCUGCUGGCCGACAGACACUCCCUGAAGUACAACCUGGGCUUCCCGUCCAGUAAUGAACCCACUCCAGAAACGCUGAAGAACUACAUGGAUGCUCAGUAUUACGGGGAGAUCAGUCUGGGCACGCCUCCCCAGUCCUUCAUGGUGGUGUUUGACACCGGCUCGUCCAACCUGUGGGUCCCCUCCGUUCACUGCUCCCUGCUGGACAUCGCCUGCCUGCUUCACCACAAAUAUAACUCCGCUAAAUCCAGCACAUAUGUGAAGAACGGCACCGCCUUCGCCAUCCAGUAUGGAUCUGGCAGUUUGUCCGGAUACCUCAGCCAGGAUACGUGCACCAUCGGUGACAUCGCCGUGGAGAAGCAGCUGUUCGGCGAAGCCAUCAAGCAGCCCGGCAUCGCCUUCAUCGCAGCUAAGUUCGACGGGAUCCUGGGCAUGGCGUAUCCCCGGAUCUCUGUGGACGGCGUGGCUCCUGUGUUCGAUAACAUCAUGAACCAGAAGAAGGUGGAGCAGAACAUCUUCUCCUUCUACCUGAACAGGAACCCGGACACGGAGCCGGGAGGCGAGCUGCUGCUGGGAGGAAUCGACCCGAAAUAUUACAGUGGAGAUUUUCACUACGUCAACAUCAGCCGGCAGGCCUACUGGCAGGUCCACAUGGACGGGAUGACGAUCGGCAGCCAGCUGAGUUUGUGUAAAGGCGGCUGUGAGGCCAUCGUGGACACCGGGACGUCUCUGAUCACCGGCCCGGCCGCCGAGGUCAAAGCUCUGCAGAAAGCCAUCGGCGCGUUGCCGCUCAUCCAGGGAGAGUACAUGGUGCCCUGUGAAAAGGUCCCAACGCUGCCCAUCAUCACCUUCAACAUCGGCGGACAGACCUACAGUCUGACUGGAGACCAGUACAUCCUCAAGGAGAGUCAGGCUGGGAAGACAAUCUGUCUGAGCGGCUUCAUGGCGUUGGACAUCCCUCCCCCCGCCGGGCCGCUGUGGAUCCUGGGAGACGUUUUCAUCGGUCAGUACUACACCGUGUUCGACCGCCAGAACAACCGGGUCGGCUUCGCCAAGUCCAAGUAAAAAGACGCAUCCUGGACUGCAAGCUGAACACAACGCUCCGGAUCUGAGCUGCUUGUUUCCUGUUUCUGUGAUCAAAAUGUACCUAACCAUAGACUUUAGAGCAAACAUGCACUGCUGAGGAGUCUGGACCGGUUCUGAUGGAGCGUGAAGCAGAACCUGGAUGCAAUGAGUUGUGCUACGGCAUCGAUUCUGCUUUUUGAGACAUCCAAGUAAUUUUCUUUUCCGUCUUAAUCAGGGAUUUGUUUUAAAUGGAAGGUGGUUUUACUACUGAUGUUUUUAUCAAGGUGAUUGGGCUCAAUAAAUUUUUUUUUUAAAAGAA